UCUCGUGACUUUGUGUGUUUUAGUUCUUGCAAGCAAAUAACAAAAAUGCAAUGAGGUGAGACCGCCUACUCGUCCCUGCGCUCCAUUAAUUGACCAAAAGCGAGAUUGAGACGGACACGCUGCGGAAUCCACCGUUUGCCACUACAGCCCUCUUCCCAUCCACUCACUUGCUUCUCCGUUCCCUCGGUGACCGUGGGCGGAAGUUGUGGUCAUCUCCAUAGACAUUUCUGUAUGUCGAGGGCGCAGGUGACAGCCAAAGGUCGCAGUCAUGCCGAUGCAUCCAGUCACCUCCACGUUGAUGUACCGGGGGAUCUGCACCAUCCCUGACAUCCUGUACAGCGCACCGGUCAACCUGCCUGAGGACGAAGUUGAAGAAAUCCGAGAGGCCUUCAAAGUGUUUGACCGCGAUGGGAACGGAUUCAUCUCGAAGCAGGAGCUGGGAAUGGCCAUGCGCUCCCUCGGCUAUAUGCCAAACGAGGUGGAGCUGGAAGUCAUCAUCCAGAGACUGGACAUGGAUGGCGAUGGCCAGGUGGACUUUGAGGAGUUUGUCACUCUUCUGGGCCCGAAGCUGACAGCAGCUGGGUUGCCAGACAAGUUCAAUGGCACCGACUUUGACUCUGUCUUUUGGAAGUGUGACAUGCAGAAGCUGACGGUAGAGGAACUGAAGAGGCUUCUAUAUGACACUUUUUGCGAUCACCUUUCCAUGAAAGACAUCGAGAACAUCAUUAUGACCGAGGAGAACCACAUAGAGAAUCCAGAGGACUGCCAGGUGGAUAUAGACAGUUCCAGCCCGACGCAGCAAGUCAAGCAAACAUGCGUGCGCAAGAGCCUGAUAUGCGCCUUUGCCAUCGCUUUCAUUAUCAGCGUCAUGCUCAUUGCAGCCAAUCAAGUGCUGCGAAGCGGCAUGAAAUAGAAGCUGCUGCAUGUUCAGCCUUCACCAGUAGCGUAAGGCUCCUUUACAGAAACAUGACUGUGUAAAAGAAAACAAAAAACAAACAAAAAAAACAACAACAACAAAGAAAACAAACAAGAAAUACUACAGACAAUCAUACAGCUGUUAAACAUAUGACUGCAUGAAACUGAGGUCACCAAGGAUGCGACAUGUGACAGAGACAUUUUAACAGCUUGAAGAACAACAAGGAGAACGGGACCUCACACAAAGAGACAACAGCGUGUAUGAACAGCUGACUAUACAUAUCACUCUUCAUAAUAAAACAUUUCCUAUUCAUUAGCUACGUGCAUUUGAACAGUGUUGCAUUCACUAUGGUGGCAGCUAUAGAGAGAAGUGUAGUGACUGUCCAGUUGUAUAUUUGUCAGUGUACCAUGUGGUUUAUUAUAAAUGAGUAGAAAGAAACCUUGUUACAUAUUGUAGGGACACUGGAGAAAGAGGUGUGGAGUGUACAGCUUUGUGCAGAAUCUUACAUGUGGUGCAACAUUGUUCGAAAAACCAGUGGGAAACAACAAUAGCUUGGAUUUGCAGGGAGUUGCAUGUACUUGUGUGGAUAAUGUCAUUGACAGGGCUUGGGUCUGAGCAGUAGCUAUGGUGCAGGGGUGAAGCCAGUGUGAAUGGACAGGUAACUGGCUGGAAUCUCCUCUGUGUCCACACUAAGCCUUUGCAGGCCUCAGACGAUUACCAUCAUCUAUGCAUGAAGUGCAUGGAUUUAAACAGUUGUCUUGACACAUUUGUAAAAAAAUUCUUAUCAAUGUUAGUUACCAUUAUUAAUGUGUAACAGAGCUGAUUUCAGUUACUUCAUGACAACUGUGAGCAAUCGUUUGUGGUGCAGGGUUAUCAGCAGCAAAAACAAAACAAAACAGUAAAGAAUACGACUGCAUGAAAAAGAAGGGCUGCUUUAGCACAUGCUCA
Molecule: messenger RNA, 1864 nt
Organism: Solea senegalensis (Senegalese sole)
Lineage: Eukaryota; Metazoa; Chordata; Actinopteri; Pleuronectiformes; Soleidae
Gene: cabp7a
Product: calcium-binding protein 7
Exons: 5
Coding region: 269-913 (214 amino acids)
Molecular function (GO): calcium ion binding
Source: RefSeq, a predicted model, not a curated record